Perca flavescens (yellow perch) is the source of this 4438-nucleotide messenger RNA. It is a transcript of the gene map3k21, whose product is annotated as mitogen-activated protein kinase kinase kinase 21. Gene Ontology annotation, biological process: protein phosphorylation. Gene Ontology annotation, molecular function: protein binding; JUN kinase kinase kinase activity; ATP binding. NCBI's taxonomy places the organism in Eukaryota, Metazoa, Chordata, Actinopteri, Perciformes, Percidae. The record is from RefSeq and is a predicted model, not a curated record. The coding region runs from base 967 to 4050 and encodes 1027 amino acids. The transcript has 10 exons.
GCAGCAGCAGCGUCCCUCAGAAAGAUAGAUCCUCCGUUCAGCCACUGCACUGUGCUGGGUCCUAGUCCUACUUCGUCUGGCGACAGCGGCGAUGGGGGGUUGUUUUGAUAAAAGUUGACGGAUUUUUUCACGUUUUUAUUCUCGCAUUGUUGCGUUGGAAUCCAGGAUGUUUGAUGUGCUUUCAACCGUCGGCUUUCCUUCACGUCCCCGAAGGAGUAACACAUUUGGGAAUAACCGAUCUUAAAGCUGAGAGGAGCAACUUUUCCAACUGCCUUAACGUUACUAGUCAGUGGGCUGACCUAUGCUAAGCUAACCUCGCCAAUGCAGUUGAAAUUCCUGUUAAAAGUCCACAAACGAGCAAGCAAACUUUACAUUUCGGGAUUCGGUGACUAGACGAGAUUUACUGGCGACUUUCUAAUAGAAACCUGUCGUUUGCAGCCUCCCUUUAUCUGGUCGGACUGGACGGUGCAGGUGCACCUCUUGUGGCACCUGCGAAAACUUGGUUACUUAGCUAGCUCCAUCGCUAGAGAGCUAACUUUAGCUUGUUCGCGUUAGCAUUCAGCAUAAGCAGAGACUGUUGUGGACAAAUGUAGCUAUCUCUCAUGGCAGAGACAAUUUGAGAUUUAACACAAGUUGUUAGUUUCAAACUUUAUAUUGCUAUUAAACCGCUGCUAUUAAAAACAUUUCGGCUAACCGUAGCCAGCAACCUCGCUAGCAAGUUAUUGACCCUCAUACACUUUUACCAGAGUGGCGACGUGGAUACAGGGUUGUGGACGCUCUCUGUCUCCCACAGGACUUUGGACACGGUUUGAUCCCGCUGUGGGCUGCGCAUGGAAUGUCCCUCUGUUCUCUUCAGCUAGUCUCGUAGAUGUGACAGCAUGAUGAUUUCAAAAAGUUACAUUUUACCGUUAUAAAGUUUUGUUCUUAAAGCUCUGCACCCUAUGGUGUCGCUACGGCCACCGAGAAAUGGAUGUCUCGCAGGCCGCUUUCCCAAACGGUGAAGGGCGGCCGGGCGGCUGUAGGACAGGGGAGCAUGCAUGGACAGACUGCCCCACAGCUCGGGCGUGGGCUCACUCUGCUCCACUGUGCCCGACUCGGUCCCUGUGGACAGCCGCCUAUGACUACGAGGCAAGCGGCGAGGAUGAGCUCAGCCUCAGACGAGGGGACGUGGUGGAGGUGCUGUCCAAAGACGCAGCAAUCUCCGGGGACGAGGGAUGGUGGACGGGUAAAAUCAACCACCGGGUCGGGAUUUUCCCCUCAAACUAUGUUACCUACCAGCCCGCUAUUUACCGUCUCCCUGCUACGAGUGGGUCUGUGGGGGCACGAAAGGAAGUCCCGAACUCGCCUGUGCAGAUUCCCUUCAGUGAACUGGUACUAGAGGAGAUCAUAGGCGUGGGUGGAUUUGGCAAAGUUUACCGGGGCACAUGGAAAGAUCAAGAGCUCGCCGUGAAAGCUGCUCGGCAAGACCCAGACGAGGACAUAACAGCCACCGCCGCCAGUGUUAAACAAGAAGCGAAACUUUUCUCCAUGCUACAGCACCCCAACAUUAUUAAACUGGAAGGAGUGUGUUUGGAGGAGCCCAAUCUGUGCCUGGUCAUGGAGUAUGCCCGAGGCGGGACACUGAACCGGGCGUUGACCGGAAGGCGCAUCCCUCCACACAUCCUGGUCAACUGGGCCGUGCAGAUUGCACGCGGGAUGCUCUACCUACACGAGGAGGCCGUGGUACCCAUUAUCCAUCGUGACCUGAAGUCUAGCAACAUUUUAUUACUUGAAACGAUUGAGAAUGACGACAUCGGGAGGAAGACCUUGAAGAUCACCGAUUUCGGCCUUGCCAGGGAGUGGCACAAAACCACAAAAAUGUCAGCUGCAGGCACCUACUCCUGGAUGGCCCCCGAAGUCAUCAAGUCAUCUCUCUUCUCCAAAGGCAGUGACGUCUGGAGCUAUGGUGUCUUGCUGUGGGAGCUGUUAACAGGGGAAGUACCAUAUCGUGGGAUUGAUGGCCUGGCUGUUGCUUACGGUGUAGCAGUCAAUAAGUUAACUCUACCGAUCCCAUCCACUUGCCCGGAACCCUUCGCCAAGCUCAUGGAAGAGUGCUGGGACCAGGACCCCCACGUGCGUCCCUCCUUCUCCUGCAUCCUGGAGCAGCUGUCGGCCAUCGAGGAGGCGGUGAUGGCCACCAUGCCCCAGGACUCCUUCCACAGCAUGCAGGACGACUGGCGUGUGGAGAUCCAGGAGAUGUUUGAUGAGCUCAGGACCAAAGAGAAGGAGCUACGUUCCAGAGAAGAGGAGCUGACGCGAGCUGCCCUCCAGCAGAAGUCUCAGGAGGAGCUGCUGAAGCGUCGGGAGCAGCAGCUGGCAGAGCGGGAGAUCAACGUGCUGGAGAGAGAGCUCAACAUCCUCAUUUUCCAGCUCAACAAAGAUAAGCCCAACGUCAAGAAGAGGAAAGGCAAAUUCAAACGUUCCCGCCUCAAACUGAAGGAUGGAAACCGCAUCAGCCUGCCCUCGGACUUCCAGCAUAAGAUCACCGUGCAGGCGUCGCCUUCCAUGGACAAGAGGCGAAGCCUUCAUAGCACCAGCUCCUCUCCUCCCAGCAGUCCCACACUAAUUCCCCGGCUACGAGCCAUUCAGCUUACUCAAGAUGAGAGCAACCGUACAUGGGGCCGCAGCACCCUCUUCAGGCCAGAGGAGUUUGAGGAUGUGAAAAAGGGAAUCAAGAAGAAAGGAAGAACCUGGGGCCCCAGUUCAGUACAGAGCAAAGAAAGGCCUGCCGCUGCUGAAAGAGUGCGUCCUCUGUCGGACGGCAAUAACCCCUGGUCAACCAGCCUGGUCAAGUCCCAGAAGUCUGUCCCCCUCGCCGCCCUGUUUGCUGAACAAGCGGGGGCUGGUAAAGACGAGGCAUUCUCCCAGGACUGUCCUGACAGCAGCUCCAAGCCAAAGCAGCUCAAGUUCCCCAACCAGGUGUACAUCGAUCUACCUCUGUGGAGGGACGAGCAGCAGCCUCAGAGCCCCGGUGGGCAUUGUGGGUCGGGAGACGCUGGGGUCGGGGCAGCAGGUCAGGGUGGCCCACCAGAGACCCCAGACGACCCCUACACCACCACAUCCACCUCGUCCACCUCCACCACCCCACAGCUCACCCCUACCAACAGCCUGAAGCGGACGUCAGCUCGCCGUAAGACUGACUCCGUGCUGUAUGGCUGCGGCUCGUUGCUGGCUUCAGUUGUGCUCGGUUAUGACAUUAGGGAGGCUCUCAAAAACUCGGCUCCUGGGGAAGAAUGCGAGCCCCAGCGCGAGGAGAAAGAGAAGAAGAAGAAGGAGGGCCUGUUUCAGCGUGCGACCCGGUUUCGCCGCAGCACCUCACCACCAAGCGGUCGCCCCCGCAAAGACGAGGCAUCGCCAAACCCCACCGCCACCCAACCCGUCAAUCUCAUCUCCAUGUCGGCCAUUAUGGAGUGCAACUCCACCAAGUGCCUCUUAAAGUCCGAGGCGGAGGCGUCUCACUCUAGCCCUGGGAAGGUUGAGCUCGUGGCUGCCAAUAAUCACGCCGAGUCGUCCAGACCCGGCCCGGCAGCCUCUCCAGAAGGCCAGAGUAACAGGACGGCCGCUAACACAGAGACACCAGCGCAAACCCAAAGCCAGCCACCCGAGCAGAGCAACCACAACACAGGAACACGUCUACGCAGAAAGAAAUACACCACCAACCACAAUACCAAUGGCCCACCUGCUCUGCCUCCUCCAGCCACACAGAAGAAGCACGAGAAAGAUGGCGGCGAGGCCUUCUCCAGACCACGGCCGGUGUCGUUCCGGGCCAAACCCCACACCUGGGCCCUGCUGCGAGGACGCAACAAGAGCUACUCCCUGGGCCACUUCUCCGGAGAGAAGACGGCACAAAACCUAAGCGUGGUGCUGUCCUCUGAGGUGGGGGUGGGCUGCUCCCUGCUGGACAUGGACACAGAGGGCCAGAAACGAGACUGCACUGUGCCGCUCUGCCGCAUUCAGAGUUCCCCGGGACGGCCCUCCGUCUUCGAGCUGGAGAAAAAGUUUCUCUCUUAGGAGCCUUGAAAAGUGAUCUGCUGUGAUCAUAGUUCAUCCCAUACAAUCUAUAGUGUUUUAGAACAUACAGACAGAAUUUUUGGCCUAAAACUCCUGGAGGGUUUAGGACCAGGCUGCCUUUUUCUCUCCAUUUAAAAAAAAAAAAAAAAAAAAAAAGGUUCUGUAACGUAGAACCCAGCUUUGUCUUAGUUGUCGAAAAUAGUGAUGUCAGUGUUCUAGAGCGUAGCCAAGUCUGAGAAGACAAGUUCUACUGUAUGUUCAAUGUUCUAGGAGACCUCUGUGUCACAGGAGUUCUAGAAUGUGCACACUCAUCUCAGUUUGAGAACGGUCUUAAGGUCUUUUCAGACGGGGAGCGAUUGACGCGCCUAGUUAUUCAUUUUCACUGAGA